AUGGAUCGCCAGUGUAUAGCAGAGAGGCAAAGGCUGACUGCAAUGCUCCCACAGGCUACGCGGCCCUCCAAAAUCAGUCGCUUGCCGGCCCCGACAGCGCACGCCGGGGGACUGACCGAGUGGAGCGAGUCACAGCAGAAUGCUCGAAGUCAAUCGUCCAUCCCCGCGCCGAGGGGCCUCAAGCGCGAGAUUCCGCCGUCCGCACCCCAAUCCGAGGCCAAGCGCAGACCCCUCGCUGAGCGUGCUCUCGACUAUCCAUCAAAGACUCCCACAAGUGCGCUGCCACGAUCCACCGUCAAAGGCCAAUCUCUGGCCAACAUCUCACAACUCAAACUACCACGACCGGCAUCUACAAUCCCUUCAGCAAGCAACAGCUUCGCAAGGAGCUUCGGUCCGGGUCGAAAUGGCGCCGCAGAAAAAUCAUUAGUUCCCAGACCAAACACACCAGCCAACCAUGCGAGAUCUAAAAGCCAAGUAGCGCGGCCACGGACAGCACAGGGGUUUCGAGAGGAGGAAGACAAAGAUGCGACGGAUAGUAAGGGUAUGAUACUCACCCAGCAACUCACGACCAUGUCUUUCAGCACGCUUUCACACCACAAAAUCAGAAAUACAAAGUCCUCUUCAUCCUUGUCCUCUUCCAGAGAUAGCUCUCUGAACACGAGGUUCAACGGUCUUUGUCUCGACGAUAAUGCUUCCCUUCACAACACAAGUCAAGUGACAGCCUCGCCUCCAGACACUACACUUGCUUUAAGUAACGUCACUGUCCACCGCCCCGGCAAUGAGAAGAGAAGCAGCAAGCAGCCACCGUCCGCGUUGCGGCCAGCGGAGAAAGCUCAAGGAUGCAACACUCAUUUCAAACCCACUUCUCCCACCAAAUCCCCCAUCAAGUCACCCAUGCGCUAUAAGAGUUUCUUAACUAAGGAUUCUAACCUCACUGGAUUUGUAGCCUUUGAUGCCGAGGAACAUGUCCGCAUGACGGAGUUACACUUUCAAGAACUAAAGAAGACCGUAGCGGACGCCAUGGUACAUACGACACAACAGGAGAAGACAUACAUGGCCAAUGCCCUUGAAUUGGUCAAUAAGAAAGCCUCGGAGUUGGAGAGCUACAAGGCAACAUUAGAGAGCGACAAGUCGAAAUUAGAGAGCACGGCCGAGUUCCUAACGAAACGAGUCUCGGAGUUGGAGAGCGACAAGUCAAGAUUGGAAGACAAGACGGAAGCCCUGAAAUCAGAUCUCGACGCCUCUAAAGAAGAAGGUCGGAAAUUCCAGCACGAUAUCGAGAAGCUUGAAUGGGAACACUCUCGACAAAUCGAUGAUCUUGCCAGAAAGCAUAAAGCCGAAAUAGACGAUCUCGCGCGGCAACACCAUACAGCAAUAGAUGAUCUGAGCCGAGAGCUCGAACGACUAAAAACGCAAGAAGCAAACGAGCAUCAGCAGCAGAUUGACGCAUUGAAUCGACGGCAUCAGCAAGAACUACGCGAUGAGCAGCAGAAACGGGAACAAGAGCUCCAGAGUUUACGGAGCAAAAUGGGAAAUGAGCAACAGGAAGCGGAGAUUGUUCUGCAGAAAAAAGAUCGAGAGGUGCGAGAUAUGCGCUCCGAGGCAGAAGGUGUACGAUCAGAUCUCCAGCGCGAGAAGGCACUUACAGGCAGUUUGCAAACGAGCAUCUCCGAGCUUUCGGCCUCCAACACGACAUUGGAAGCGAAAAUCAACUCUCUCCGGUCCCAGGUCGAGUUUCUCGAAUCCGACACCAAGGCACAAUCCGACGCGUUCGCCGCCAUGGAAGACAGGCUCCAGGAUGCUCUGAAAUAUGCCGAGGAAGCGCGACAGAAGCUCAUGAAGGAAGAAACUGAGCGCCGCGUGCUCUUUAACAAGUACCAGGAGCUCAAGGGCAACAUUCGCGUCAUGUGCCGAGUUCGACCGCCCCUUGGACACAGCGAAGGUCUGGUCGCGCAGCUCUCCUAUCCCGACGACAAGACUUCCGCCGAGAUCCUGGUUGCCGGGCCUGAAGAAAAGUCCAGUCUCGGAGUUGUUCAGAGGAAGAGUUAUCCGUUCGAGUUUGAUCGAGUGUUUACGCCUGAGAUACAAAACAAUGAGAUCUUUGACGAGAUUUCCCAGCUGGUACAAAGCGCUCUCGACGGCUACAACGUGUGUAUCUUCUGCUACGGCCAAACGGGAUCAGGAAAGACGUAUACCAUGUCAUCUCCCGAUGGUAUGAUUCCAAGAGCUACACACAUGAUAUACGACACAGUAACCAAGCUCAAGGAGAAGUCGUGGGACUAUACCUUGGAGGGUUCCUUUGUUGAGGUUUACAAUGAAGAACUAAACGACUUGCUAACACCCAAUGAACGCACUGCGGAGGGACGACUGACGAGGAAACUGGAGAUUCGACACGACGAAAUCCGGAAGCAGACGACCAUCAUGGGCUGCAAGUCUGUUCGACUAAACUCGGCCGAUACCGUAGAGUUGAUGCUGGAAGAGGCACAGAAGAAUCGGUCGGUGGCAGCCACAAAGGCCAACGAGCGAUCCUCCCGGUCUCACAGCAUCUUCAUCCUGAAGCUCAUUGGUGAAAACUCGGCAACGGGCGAACGAUGCGAGGGCACUCUCAACUUGGUCGACCUGGCCGGAUCAGAACGCCUCAAGCAUUCGCAAGUCGAAGGCGACAGGAUGAAGGAGACGCAGAACAUCAACAAGAGCCUGAGUUGCCUGGGAGACGUGAUUGAAGCGCUGGGAAGAGGGUCAGGCCACAUUCCGUAUCGAAACUCCAAGCUCACACACCUGCUGCAAUACAGCCUGGGCGGAAACAGCAAAACACUCAUGUUCGUCAUGGUGUCGCCAUUGGAGACUCAUCUGAAGGAGACUCUGACCAGCCUGAGAUUUGCUACAAAGGUACACAAUACGCACAUUGGCACAGCGAAAGCAACCAAGAAGAUGAGGGGAGAUUUAUGA
Messenger RNA from Trichoderma aggressivum f. europaeum, 2949 nucleotides. RefSeq lists its product as uncharacterized. The coding region runs from base 1 to 2949 and encodes 982 amino acids. Gene Ontology annotation, cellular component: microtubule cytoskeleton. The record is from RefSeq and is a predicted model, not a curated record. Gene Ontology annotation, biological process: microtubule-based movement. The transcript is spliced from 7 exons. NCBI's taxonomy places the organism in Eukaryota, Fungi, Ascomycota, Sordariomycetes, Hypocreales, Hypocreaceae. Gene Ontology annotation, molecular function: microtubule motor activity; microtubule binding; ATP binding.